This is a messenger RNA of Gamsiella multidivaricata, 1086 nucleotides long. Its product is annotated as mitochondrial carrier domain-containing protein. The record is from RefSeq and is a predicted model, not a curated record. Lineage: Eukaryota; Fungi; Mortierellomycota; Mortierellomycetes; Mortierellales; Mortierellaceae. Gene Ontology annotation, molecular function: transmembrane transporter activity. Gene Ontology annotation, biological process: transport. The transcript has 6 exons. The coding region runs from base 1 to 1086 and encodes 361 amino acids.
AUGUCAUGUUAUAUCAGUGGUGUAGCCGGGUUGAUUAUUGGCAGUCCUCUGGAUGUCCUCAAGGUCCGACUUCAGGCCGAAAGCAGCUCGGCUGCCUCCAGCAACAUGCAAGCCAACAAGAACAGUCUUACAUCCAUGAUUCAGAAUGAAGGCGUCAAGUCUUUGUUCAAAGGCAUCACCUCUCCGAUCAUCGGCUUGGCAGGACUCAACUCCAUUUUGUUUGCAUCAUACUCGGCUUCCAUGCGGUUGUUCGAGACACUUUCGCCGCCAACUUCCCCCACACACCCGUCGUCGUACACUGCAGCAAGAGAAACAUACCAACCGCUGUCACAUGUCUUUGCAGCUGGAUUCGUUGCGGGUGUCGCCUGCUUCUUGGUCAGUACGCCGACGGAGCUAGUCAAGUGCAGAGCCCAGGUCAUUGCUUCGCAAUUGGACCCCAACUCUUCUGCAGCAGCACAAAGAGCCAUCCUCAGCGAGUCUGGCUCAUGGCAGGUCACCAAGGACGUCGUCAAGCGGUUUGGUCUGAAGGGACUGUAUCAAGGAGGAUGGGUAACGAUUCUUAGGGACGCUCCAGGAUACGGAGUGUACUUUUUAUCAUACGAAGGACUCAAGAGAGUGCUGGAAAUCCCACAGGGAGAGACUGGAGGCAUCAACACAUGGAAGCUGCUCUUUGCUGGUGGAUUGGCUGGAACCCUUUCAUGGGCAAGCAUAUACCCGCUUGAUGUAAUCAAGACUAGACUGCAAACACAGCCACAUCUUGUUGUAACAGAUCCCUACGGCAGCAUGAGGUCGCUUCCAAUUACCGCCCCCACCCGUAUCCCCACACCGACUACCAGUCUUUUGUCCAAGGGCCACGGCGAACAGCGAGGGCUGGUUCAUCAGACAAGUCGACAGGGACAUUCGCAGGUUCCUGCAAGUGCGCCUUACAAGGGCAUGUUGGAUUGUGCCAUUCGCUCGUACAGGACUGAGGGCAUGGGCGUGUUUAUGAGAGGCGUGACGCCGGCGCUACUUCGAGCGUUCCCUGUCAAUGCGGUUACAUUUUUCGUGUAUGAGCUUGUUAUGGCUGAACUGCAGAAGCUUGAUUAG